CAAAUUCAGUGGUAUGCCACAUUGACAUGGUGAUUGCUGAUUGGUUAGCUACUACUGACACUUCUGCUUUUUUUCUCUUUUCUUUUUUCCCUUCAACGUGAGAACCACCACUCCUUUCGCGCGAAAAUACCUCCCCACCAUGAGCACAUAAUUAGGUGGUACCCAAUUCCUUUCUUGCAUGUCUUUUCCAGAAAAAUUAAAAAAAAAAUCUGUACUUUUUCAUUUUUUUGCCUUGGAAAAUGUUCUGUCUUCUAUAUGUUAAUACAUUCUAAAUCUGUAAUUUUUCCUUUUUUUUCUUCGAAAAUGUUCUGUCUUCCUACUAUAUGUUAAUGCUUUCUAUGUGUUCAAUCCUUGUUGAGAAAGAAAUAUAUAGAGAGAGAGAAAGAAAUAUAUAUAUAUAUAUAUAUAUAGAGGGGUUCCAUGUUUGUUUGGCUAGAGAGAAAAAUUAGAGGAUCAGUUUGGAGAGAUGUUGCAUAGAGCUGCACAGAAUGCAUAUUCAUGGUGGUGGGCAAGCCAUAUCAGGACAAAGCAAUCCAAAUGGCUGGAACAAAGCCUCCAGGAUAUGGAGGAGAAGGUGCAAGAUGUGCUCAAACUCAUUGAACAGGAUGGAGACUCCUUUGCCAAGAGGGCAGAAAUGUACUACAAAAGAAGGCCAGAGCUAAUUAGCUUCGUGGAAGAAACUUUCCGAGCUUACCGAGCCUUAGCUGAUAGGUAUGACCUCUUAUCGAAAGAUUUGCAAAAUGCUAACACCACCAUUGCUACCGUUUUUCCUGAGCAAGUACAGUUUGCAAUGGAUGACGAAGAAGAAUGUGGUGGUCCUAUAAAACCAAAGAAUUCUUCACAAGUCCCACCAAAGAAUGUCCCGGCAGUGCCUAAGGUUCCAAAUAAAGAGUUAAGGGGUCUCAUAAAAUCAGCCACAAGGCAAAUGCAAUCUAAGAAGUCAUCAAAAACAGUUCCGAAGUCCGGUUUGAGCAAAUCAGAGGCAGUUGAAGAGAUUGACAAUUCUCAGAAAGAAAUUUUGGCCCUACAAACUGAGAAGGAGUUUAUCAAGAGCUCUUAUGAAAAUGGACUUGCAAAGUUCAAGGAAAUAGAGAAACGCAUCACAGAGAAACAAAUGAGGGUUUUCAGCUUGCAAGAUGAAUUUGGUGUGGCCAGGGCCAUUGAAGAUGACGAGGCUCGGACUUUGAUGGCAGAAUCGGCUUUGAAAUCAUGCCAAAAAAGCUUGGCUACUUUGGAAGUGAAACAAGAGAAUACAACAAAGGAUGCAAAAGCAGAGUCCAAGAGGAUUGAGGAUGCUCACGAGAAACUAAAGAUCCUCAGGAAGAAGUUUCUUCCCGAUCAAACUGAUCAAGAAAAGCAAUCAGACAAGUUUGAAGCUGUGAAAGUGGAAACAAAGUCACAAAGCUUAAACCAAGAAGGCAGUGUGACAAAAGAGCGACGGGAAACGGAGGUAAAACAGGAGAAGAUUAAGGACCACUUAGAGGUGGGGUCCUACUCCUCUCUCACGGUGGAAGAAAUGGCAGAGAAGAUCGAUCAGCUUGUGAAUAAGGUUAUUAGCCUAGAAAAUGCGGUUUCGUCUCAAACUGCUCUUAUGAACAGAUUAAGAACAGAAACCGAUGAUCUUCAUGCACAAAUUCGGAUUUUGGAAGAUGGUAAGGCAACUCUCAUUUAUGGCACGGACAAUGUGAGCAACACGCUGACGGAAAUGGAGGAAAAGUUGAAUGGGAUUCAGGAUCUAAACCGGAACGUUGAAUGCCAAAACAACAACCUCCAAACACAAUUUACUGAAACUCGUUGCAGCUUUGAUCACCUGUCUGAGAAAUUGCAUAGUGUGAAGCCUGAUGAAGAGGUUGGGAUUACAGAUUCAGUACAAGAAAAGAAUGGGCCCCUUGUUGAAGUCAAAUCACCAAAGAUGUUGGAAAAACAAGAUAUGCCAAGUCCUAGUGAUGGUUGCGUGGACUCCAGAGAUUUGAAACCAGAAGUGGGAGAGGAUAAAGGAGAUUUGAAACCAGAAGUGAGAGAGGAUAAAAGAGAUUUGAAGCCAGAAGUGGGAGAGGAUACAAAAGAACAGGUCCCGAGUACACCUGUUAAAGAUGAAGGAGAAGAGGAAGAAGAAAAAGUUAUUCAUUCCUGCUCAAGCAUCGACAUUGAGUCUGUUUCCCAGGAACAGCAAGUUUCAAAAUCAUCAGAAGAAGUUGAUAAGCACGGUAUCUCUCAUACAUCUGGUAAUGUUAACGCUAAACCAUGGGAUGCACCACAGGAAGCAGCAGACUCAGACUGGCAGCAGAUGCUUUUGGAGGGGGUGGAGGAUAAAGAGAAGAUUCUGAUGACAGAAUAUGCUACGAUGCUCAGGAAUUAUAAAGAAGCUAAGAAGAAGAUCAGUGAAGCAGAGAAGAAAAAUCGGGAUAGUGUCUUUGCAAUGGCGGUGCAGCUAAGACAACUAAAGAGUACUAUUGCAAAGAGGGAUGAAGAGAUUCAAAGUUUACGUCAGAAACUGAACCUUGUUGAAGCAAGUUUCGAUGGAAGUAAGGAUUUGAAAGAUGAUAAGAGAACAGUUUCUGAUUUGUCAAUUGAUCAAACCACUGAAAUUUCACAAACUCCUUUGGAAAAGAAGGAAGAAGACGAAGACAUCAAUUUGAUUGUGAAUGAUGAAGAUCAAGCCAUGUCACCAAUUGAAGAGAAGCUUAGAAAGAGCAUCGAUGAAAUCCUUGAAGAGAACCUUGAUUUCUGGUUAAGAUUCAGCACUUCAUUCCAUCAGAUACAGAAAUUCAAGACUGAGGUCCAAGAUUUACAAGAUGAAAUAUCAAAAAUUAAGGAAAAAGAAAAGUCAAAGCAAGAGGGAAGUACUAAGGCGGACCUAAGGUCAGAUGUUCGGCCAAUAUAUAAGCACCUGAGAGAGAUACGGACUGAACUAACAGUCUGGCUAGAACACAGCGGAUCACUGAAAGAUGAAUUGCAGCACAGAAUCGCGUCUAUAUGCAACAUUCUAGACGAAAUAACAGAAGCUUUGAACGAGGGUGUGGAAGAAGAAGACAUGAAGUUCACUAGUUACCAAGCUGCAAAGUUCCAAGGUGAGGUAAUGAACAUGAAACAGGAGAAUGACAAGGUUAGCGAUGAAUUGCAAGCUGGUUUAGAUCAUGUAACUGCACUUCAGCUUGAAAUCGAGAAGACCCUAGAAAAGCUGAACAAGCAAUUCGGGCUUAAUGAAUCAAAAAAUCAGAAUCAACCACAGUUGGAACAGUCAACAAGUCGGCCUAAGGUCCCUUUAAGUUCGUUUAUCUUUGGGGUCAAACCAAAGAAGCAGAAGCAUUCAUUCUUCCAUAGUAUGAAUUAUAAAAAAUCCCAUGAACAGAAAAAUGGAUCCCCAAUGUAAAAAUUGUUUAAUUUCAUCUUAUUCAAUUUUUAUGUUCCAUUUCUUUGAUUCUUAUGGAUGGUGUGUAGGUAGAUGCCAAAGGUUCUUUUCAUGUUCAGAUCUGAAGCAGUAAAUGUAUGUUUGUCGCGUACUAUAGACUAGGAAAUGUGUGUUUAUUGUGUAUUGUAGACCGUUUGGAUUUCAAAAUUAAAACGACGGUGGUCUUGCCGCCAUUUUGAGUUGCA
Molecule: messenger RNA, 3597 nt
Organism: Cornus florida
Lineage: Eukaryota; Viridiplantae; Streptophyta; Magnoliopsida; Cornales; Cornaceae
Product: kinase-interacting protein 1-like
Exons: 2
Coding region: 467-3373 (968 amino acids)
Molecular function (GO): actin binding
Source: RefSeq, a predicted model, not a curated record